Messenger RNA from Jaminaea rosea, 4388 nucleotides. RefSeq names its product UDP-Glycosyltransferase/glycogen phosphorylase. The record is from RefSeq and is a predicted model, not a curated record. NCBI's taxonomy places the organism in Eukaryota, Fungi, Basidiomycota, Exobasidiomycetes, Microstromatales. The transcript has 2 exons. Gene Ontology annotation, molecular function: UDP-glycosyltransferase activity; hexosyltransferase activity. Bases 240 to 4388 code for a protein of 1382 amino acids. Gene Ontology annotation, biological process: carbohydrate metabolic process.
CCCUCUCGUCUCAACUCAUCUCUACCACCGCCCCGCCUCUUGAUUUGGUCGUCGAACGUGGACCUCGCCGCUUCACGCCCGUCUUUAUUGCCAUCGCCACCACUAGCAACAGCAACCCUCCUCACACCUGCCGUUGUACACGCACGAUGUAUGCUACAUCAUCCUCAUAGACAGUACCGGCAUAAGGCCCUUUCCCCACACCAUCUGCACCCGCAACAACGACGGCAAGCUGCGCUAUCAUGGGCACACCUCGCGAUCCAUCUUCAGAGACAAUAGCUGGGCAGCCAUCGUCCUCGAUAUCAUCGCCUGAGCGGCCACUGGGUCCCCCGCGGCCUCCGCAUCUGUCCCCAACAUCUCCCAGGGGUCACUCCAAUGUCUCGUCUCUGGCCACAUCGCUCGAAUUGGAGCUGCCAUUGGCCGCUACGUCGUCCACAUAUGGGCAUGUGACAGGCGAUGAGCAGCCAAUAGCAUCGACUUCGCAAUUACCGCCGCUCCCACCAUCACCGCCCUCAGAUCCAAUGGCUGAGUCUCCCACCUCUGCGGGUGCGGCAGCGGGAGCGGUGGAGGCGCAGACGUUGAUGCAGAUGCUCACGCUCGUGGGCAGCAGGCUGAUAGAGGCGGAUCAAAUGGGGUUGGCUGAUGCUGCGCAGCGACAAGAGCAAGAUCGAGGGGACUCUACCGGAGACAGCAGCUUGGCAUCGAGUCAAGAGCUGGACCCUGCCGCCGGUGCUGCGCCGUCCGAGGGGGUCGCAGGUACUCAAAGAGGCGCAAGCAGAUUAGCAGGCAUCAGGUCAGAGCUCCUUGCUGACGAUAGCUCAACACCGCGAGGAGGUCAGACGCCUCUGGGCGCCUCGAUGAGCUCGACUCGUCCAGUGAGUCGCCUGCGAGAGCCUCGCAGCUCAUCUGCGCUCUCUCAUAAAACAGAGCCGCAAGACAGUGCCACCUCAAGCAGCAGCAGCAGCAGUAGCAAUCUCUCUGACGACGAGGAGCCCGAGCGGUUGGACGUCGCCAACCCCCUACCUUCACGCCUGGACGAACUUUCUACCAAGCUCCAAUCAAUAUUCAGCCUCCCCUCCGACGAGCUUGUCCGCUUCUGUGCUUCAUGCUGGCUGUUCCGCUCAGUCCUCCUUCAAGGCCACAUCUAUCUCACCGACGGGCACCUCCUCUUCUACGCCUAUCUGCCCACACGAGAGGACAAGGUGGUCAAGGCUGGUCAUCUCCGCAAGAAGACGAGAAAGACAUUGCGGUUCUCACAUCACUGGGCCGUCCUGAGGGGCAGGGCUCUUAGUUGGUAUGACAGUCAGCACGACCCUUACUUUCCAAGGGGACAUAUUGAUUUGCGAGACGUAUCCGACGUACGGCCUAGCGCCAGCAAGGCUCGACAUUUUCGCGUCUUUACGCCGCAGCGGACAUUCGUGUUCGGCGUCGACUCACAGGCAAGUCGCGACGAUUGGGUGGAGACGCUGAAGAAGGCGGCUUUUCGCGCGCAGAAUGAAGGAGAGAGCGUGCGGAUCAGCAUACCGCUCGAGGCAAUCGUUGACGUGGACAGCACCUCAACGAGCAGCGCGGCUCAGUCUGCGGCCGACCUAGUCUCUGUGCAAGUCAUCGAGUGGCAGUCGAACGAGUUUGCGCUGGACGAUUACCAUUUCCUUCACUUCUUGGGAGAUCAAAAGCAGGCCCUUGUGAAUCAGCUCCGCCAGAGGCUAGCGCAAGGGCCAAUCGGCUCACGUCGCUCGAUGGGCUCGACGAGGGACUCGACUGGCAGCCUGAGACAAGAUACCUCGAGAACGGCGCUGGAAGAGGCGCCGAGGCUCGCAAGUGUGGAUCCGAAAAGCGGAGCUCGUCAAGAAGCUCGAGCUUCUCCCUUGCCGCAUACGACGGGCGCUGCCGCCAUCGCGAUACCAGCGCGAGCCGGCCAGCCCAGAGCAAGUGGCUCCGAUGAAGGUCGCUCGCCCUCCUCUGCAGACGAUCACGGGCUGUCGAGCACACUUCGAGCGAGUCACAUUCACGCUUCCAGCCUCGAACCGCCCGUUCAGCCCUCAGGCUAUCCCCCUCGUCCAGUAGAAGGGGUCAUACCACCCUCGAGCGAAAGGAGAUCAUGGAAUGCCGUACCUGACUGGGCAAAGGCGGUUCCUUCGCGCCUCCUCGCAGCAAGUGGGGCUGCAGCGCGUGGCUCGCUGAGCGCUAUUGCUGCAAAUCGGCAAGGCAUUCUGCGGCCCAUCACUGAGGUCUGGUCCUCCCCACCUCGCAUGGAUGCGAUACCCAGCAGCAUGGCCAAUGACGGAUCUGGGCAGGAUAUGUCCGACUCUCUUUACUCCAACUUCUCGGUGCUUGACUCACUCACCUCCGAAGAUGAGGAAGACCGGCAACGUCUCGUAGAGCAACACAGCAUCUCUUCAUUCCGGGACACAUUCGCUCUUCCCUCGACGGAGGGCUUACAUCGGCAAAUCGAUGCCUAUCUCUACCGAGUUCUCCCUCUGCCUGGCACCCUGUUCAUAUCGGACAACCACCUCUGCUUCCUCUCCGAGUCGUCACAGCUGGCCAAUAAGGCCAUGGGACUGACGAAGAUGGUCUUGCCGUUGCGGGAGAUCAUCUCGUGCGCUAAGCACAGGGCCUUUCGCUUCGGUCAACACGGACUUGUGUUGACGAUUCGCGGGCACGAGGAGCUCUUCCUCGAGUUUUCAAGCAAGGAGAGGAGAGAUGAGUGCUUGACGCUGAUCGAGGGCCGUUUGGAGCAGGUAGGGGGCGAGCUAGCCGCAGCGAGAAACGCAAUCGAGCGCGAGCGAAGCGAAGCGAUCAUUCUAACCGACCUCGUACAUCAACAGCAAGCCCAGCAGCGGUCAACGAUGAGCGACUCUCUUUCCUCCCUCCAUUCCAGUUCGGCAACCUCCACCUCUGAAUCAGACAGCAGUGCCGCCGUCUCCCUGCUGAGCUUCAAGCCCGCCAAGGCCCUCUCCUUUACGCUCCUCACUAUUGGCUCGCGUGGAGACGUCCAACCUUACCUCGCCCUCGCCAAAGGCUUGGCCGCUGACGGUCAUAAGGUUCGCAUUGCCACUCACGCCGAGUUUGGCGACUGGAUUCAGCAACACGGUGUCGACUUUGCAGAGAUCGGGGGAGACCCGGCUGAGCUCAUGAGAAUAUGCGUUGAGAAUGGGACAUUCACUGUCUCUUUUCUGCGCGAAGGGGUGACAAAAUUCCGCGGCUGGCUAGACGACUUGCUAGUGUCCUGUUGGCAUGCCUGUCAAGGAAGCGAUGUAAUCAUCGAGUCCCCCAACGCAAUCGCAGGUAUCCACGUCGCAGAGGCGUUGCGCGUUCCCUACAUGCGCGCCUUUACCAUGCCAUGGUCACGGACGCGCGCUUAUCCUCAAGCAUUUGCCGUACCCAGCAAGAGGGCAGGGGGUAGCUAUAAUUACCUCUCGUACGUCAUCUUCGAUCAGGUGCUCUGGCGUGCUUCAGCCGGGCAGAUCAAUCGAUGGCGCAAGAGCUGUCUUGGUCUGGCAACGACAACGUAUGACCAGCUAGAGCAGCACAAGGUACCCUUCCUAUACAGCUUCAGCCCGAGCUUGGUGCCUAAGCCCCUCGAUUGGUACGACUGGAUUCACGUUACGGGCUUCUGGUACCUUGACAAUCCGGAGAGCAGCUGCUGGACACCGCCGAAGGACCUGAUGGCCUUCAUUGAGUCGGCUAGGCAGAAAGGGAAAAAGAUCGUCUACAUCGGCUGGGGAUCCAUCACUGUACCCGAUGCGGCGGCUACGACGCGCUGCGUCCUCGACGCGGUGCGAAGGAGCAACGUCUGCGCUAUUUUGUCGAAAGGAUGGUCGGAACGACUCUCAGCGAAGAGCAGCGGUGGGCGAGGCGCAGCAGAGUGUGCUCUUCACUCUUCGCCUGACGUCUACCGCGUCGACUCGGUGCCUCACGACUGGCUCUUUCCACUCAUCGACGCCGCCUGCCACCAUGGCGGAGCAGGCACAAUCGGUGCCUCCCUACGCGCCGGCCUCCCCACGAUCGUCAAGCCGUGGUUCGGCGACCAAUUCUUUUGGGGCCAGCAAGUCGAGAGCCUCGGCGUGGGAAGCUGUGUCAAGGAGCUGAGCGUUACUUCGCUGUCAGCGGCGUUGGUAGAGGCGACGCAAAGUGCUCGAGUGGUGGAGAGGGCUAGGGCUCUGGGCGAGAAGAUAAGGCAGGAGAACGGGGUAGCAGAGGCGGUAAGGGCUAUUUACACCGAUCUGGAAUAUGCAACGACGCUGAUCCUGAGGAGGAGUGCGAGGGGUGGUGUCGAGCCGAGAAGAGUUGCGAGUGGUGGCCGCUCAAGGUCAACGAGCGCAUCCGUGGCGGGAUCCGAGGAUUGGUCGGUGCUCUCCGAGGGCGAGGAUGAUGCGGCCAGGACUUGA